AUGACCAAGGAAGCAACUUCUACUUCCUUAAAUGAAGAAGCAUCUAAGAACCAGGUAAAAAGGAAAGAUAUGCAAUCUGCAACUACCUUUGAUAAAACCAAGUAUGCUACCACAUCAAAGAAAAGAAACACAGAAGGUGGAAAGCAAAAUGCUUCUCUUAAGAAGGCCAAAAAGGACAAGCUUCAACGUAUGUUUGAAAUUUGUUUCUGGUUAUCUAUGGUAAUUUGUUCUCCCAAUUUUUCAUGUGUUAUCUGUUACAAAGGACACAAUUACCCAGUUUGGGAUGUCCAAUUCAGCCCAGUUGGCCAUUACUUUGCUAGUGCUUCACAUGACAGGACUGUUAGAAUUUGGUCAGUUGAUAAAAUCCAACCUUUGCGAAUAAUGGCUGGGCACCUUUCUGAUGUUGAUUGUGUCCAGUGGCACGUAAACUGUAACUACAUUGGUACCGGCUCUAGCGACAAAACUGUAAGACUAUGGGAUGUUCAGACGGGUGAAUGUAUACGGAUGUUUAUUGGUCAUAGGAGUAUGGUUUUGUCACUGGCAAUGUCACCUGAUGGACGAUACAUGGCCUCUGGAGAUGAAGAUGGAACAAUCAUGAUAUGGGAUCUCUCGACUGGCUGUUGUGUUUCACCACUGCUAGGACACAGCUCUUGUGUGUGGACACUUGCUUUCAGCUGUGAAGGAGCAUUGCUUGCAUCGGGGUCGGCCGACUGUACUGUUAAGCUCUGGGACGUCGCUUUCAGCACAAAAGCCAUGAAGACAGAGGAUACCAAAGGCAGCUCAUCAGCUAACCGACUGAGACUGCUUAAAUCCCUGCCUACAAAAUCAGCUCCUGUCUAUAGCCUGCGGGUGAGAAAUUUCUCCUUUAUUCAGCAUGAUUUCUGGUCUGAAAACUUUUAUCCUCAAUUUUGUAGUCCAGCAGGAAAUGUUUGAGCGGGUGAUUGGUCGCCUCUGAUCACUAUAUCUGUAGCAACAAUAGUAGCCAUCACUGGCUCUCCUUUGAUCUUUGUUUCUCAGUUCGUUCAUUCCUGUGCUCUCCUAUCGCACUAUUGUAUUCUUUUGCACAUAUGUUUCUUUUUCUAAAAUGCUUUCUUGUUGUUCAUCAGAUUCAGUACCUAGGAUGAUGAAGUUUCAGGGCUGCCAGAUUUCAGUUUCAGAGCCGCAAGAUUUAUGCAGAAUUUGAAGACUAUGCUACCAAAAAAGCUUUCCUAGUUUACCUAUGAUGCAGUUCAGUGUUAUUUAGGAUGAGUCAUAUGUUUAUAUCUGUCUCCAAAAAUAUUUGUACACGCUUGAAGUAGUGAUUAUUUUAAGUUGUGCUACUCUGUAUAUUGACUAUUUUAUUUCAAUGAGAAAUGGUUUGUCCA
Zea mays is the source of this 1364-nucleotide messenger RNA. Its product is annotated as transcription initiation factor TFIID subunit 5. The transcript has 8 exons. Gene Ontology annotation, biological process: transcription initiation at RNA polymerase II promoter. Bases 1 to 933 code for a protein of 310 amino acids. NCBI's taxonomy places the organism in Eukaryota, Viridiplantae, Streptophyta, Magnoliopsida, Poales, Poaceae. Gene Ontology annotation, molecular function: RNA polymerase II general transcription initiation factor activity; protein binding. The record is from RefSeq and is a predicted model, not a curated record. Gene Ontology annotation, cellular component: transcription factor TFIID complex.